GCGAGUAUAACAAUGUUGUUAGUGUUGGGCACGAGUUAGGCCUAGAGAAGAACUUGUUGGGAGUACCAGUCACAAUGAACAGUACAGGUAAUUUGACUGUGGUGGAUUUCAGUACUGUGAAGUUGAUCUGCAACACACUGGAAAAUGUAGUUAAAAGAUCAUUUGGACCUUUUGGGCUACAAACCUUAAUGUCUUCUGAUACCGGCCAUUUGGUUGUAACCAAUGAUGGACUGACCAUGGUAGAAGCCUUACACCUGUCCCAUCCUAUUGCCAGAUUGGUCAUCCAAUCACUGUCAAAAACAGUUCACUUUACUGGGGAUGGCAGUAAAACAUUUAUACUGUGGCUAGCCAGAUCUGUAAGUGGUAUAGAGGAGGAAAUCUUACUAAACAAUACACAGAGGACUCCAAACAAUGGAAAUUCUUGUAGUGUGGAAAACAAAUGUAGAAUACAAAUGAGUAGAAAUCUUCAGAAAAUUCUCCCAGAACUUUUGAAAGGUAUUGUGGAAUAUGUUUGGAAUCAUUCAGCAGUUUGUCCUUGUAAUACAAGUCUGGACCCAGCCAUUUCACACAGGAGAGUAAUUCACUCAGUCCUUAGACCACAUUUUCCACAAAAUAUUUCAAGCUUUUUCACAGAGCUUCUAUGUAAGAUGGUGCAGUUUGACAAUGAUAGAGACUUCAUAACUUGUCUUCAGUGCCUGUCUGAUGAUUUUGAAAUGCUGUGCAUCAAGGUAGUGAACCAACCAUAUACAUCCUCUAGCUUACUGCAGUCUUUUGUUAUCCAGCGAGAUUUCACAGUUUAUUGUCCACAGAGUUUGAAAGGAAAUGUUAAGUUUGUAAUUCUUAGAUGUUCGAUAGGUCAAUUGACUACAGAAAAGAAAAACAAUGAAAAGAUUAAGCUGACAAAUUCGCAACUUAUUGACCAGUAUUUACAUAAACAAAAGAAAUUAAUUGAAGAUUUCAUCUCAGUUUGUCAACAUAACAAAGUAACCCUCAUCUUAAGUACAGAAAAAAUUCCAGACUUUGUUCAAGCAAUCUUCCAAGCCAGUGCCAUUUCUCUCAUCCACUACGUAUCCGAGGAGGAAGCAGAGUUCCUACAGACCAGUCUGAAGAUACACCCCAUUACUAACUUAUUUGAUACUGUUGAAGAAAACAAUAUUGGUUUCUCAAAACAAUGUAAUGCAUUGGUGAUAGCUGGCCGCAGAUGUGUUCAUUUGAACCUCACAGAGCUGCCCAAUAUGCUACUGGUAUGUGGACUGUCAGAUGGAUUGUGUAAACAGGUAAUGUUGGCCUUCAGCAAAGCUCUGAAGGCGCUUCUACACUAUCACAAAAGGGAAGAUUUGAUUUCCAUUUUCACUCAAGGGGAUUCAACUGGUCAAACUCCAGAAAGCCUGGUGAAAAUUAAUCCUAUAUGUACUGAUGACAUCACUGAAAGAGUAUUUGAACAUUCCUCAGAUUAUCGUGAGACCUUGUUGACACCAGGAGCUACUACAGAAAGUUCUAGGCUAUGUGUUUGUAGUAACUCUGUGCCAGGCAACUGUUUUGAGUUUAUGGCUGCAAAAUAUUGCCAGGAUAGGGCCAGGGAAAUUCGGGUAUCAGAUUUAGAGCUGUCAACUUUAUAUAAGAUUAUCUCAAAAAGUCUACUCUCAGUGCCUCAGGCACUGCAUGAAAACUGUUGUGGAUCUCAAAGAGACCGGGUCAAUUUUAUUGCAAAACAACAGUCUGUGUUUUCAAUAUUGAACGGAGCAGGGAAAUGUGAGGAUAUUUUACAACUCAUAGGUUAUAGUGCUGGUGAAUGUCUUGAGCCUCUGAGUAGCAAACUCCAUUUGUUGUCCACCGUUAUAGAAUUAUUAAUUCAGCUUCUCAGAAUUGACUCUGUUGUUGGAGUUAAACAUAUCCAUAUAUAAAACCCUCUGCCUGCCUGCUCUAUAUAAAACACAUGGAUAUGAAAUAAAUCUUUGUUUGCAGAUUAA
Pecten maximus is the source of this 1970-nucleotide messenger RNA. Its product is annotated as Bardet-Biedl syndrome 10 protein homolog. The transcript is spliced from 2 exons. The record is from RefSeq and is a predicted model, not a curated record. Gene Ontology annotation, molecular function: ATP-dependent protein folding chaperone; ATP binding. The coding region runs from base 75 to 1904 and encodes 609 amino acids. Gene Ontology annotation, biological process: chaperone-mediated protein complex assembly. NCBI's taxonomy places the organism in Eukaryota, Metazoa, Mollusca, Bivalvia, Pectinida, Pectinidae.